Talpa occidentalis (Iberian mole) is the source of this 1855-nucleotide messenger RNA. RefSeq names its product retinol dehydrogenase 12 (gene RDH12). The record is from RefSeq and is a predicted model, not a curated record. The transcript is spliced from 7 exons. Lineage: Eukaryota; Metazoa; Chordata; Mammalia; Eulipotyphla; Talpidae. Bases 230 to 1180 code for a protein of 316 amino acids.
GAACUACAUCUCCCAGCAGGCUGUGCUCUGACAGCUCUCAGAUUUAAAUAGGAUUCUGGGCUGUGCUUAGAGCCAGGCUGUUGCUGAGUUCUGAGAAGGAGGGAGAGGAGAUACAAGAGGGAGAAGCUGAGAGAAACAGCCAAGAGUUGGAGCCAGACGACAAGCUCGAGCCUGAGUUGGAGUCAACAUUGCUUUUGCUUAAGCAGCAGCAAGGAAAGAAGUUGAGAGGAUGCUGCUCACCUUGGGACUGCUCACCUCCUUCCUCUCUUUCUUAUAUGUGAUGGCUCCUUCCAUCAGGAAGUUCUUUGCUGGUGGGGUUUGUAGAACAAACGUGCAGCUUCCGGGGAAGGUAGUGGUGAUCACAGGCGCCAACACCGGCAUCGGCAAGGAGACAGCCAGAGAGCUCGCUCGCAGAGGAGCCCGAGUAUACAUUGCCUGCCGAGAUGUGCUAAAGGGGGAGUCUGCCGCUAGUGAAAUCCGAGCUGACACAAAGAACUCCCAGGUGCUAGUGCGGAAACUGGACCUCUCUGAUACCAAAUCCAUCCGAGCUUUUGCUGAGGGCUUUCUGGCAGAGGAAAAGCAGCUCCACAUUCUGAUCAACAAUGCAGGAGUGAUGAUGUGCUCAUAUGCCAAGACAGCUGAUGGUUUUGAAACCCACCUGGGAGUCAACCACCUGGGCCACUUUCUUCUCACCCACUUGCUCCUGGAGCGUCUGAAGGAGUCUGCUCCUGCACGUGUGGUGAACCUGUCAUCAGUGAUGCAUCAUAUUGGCAAGAUUCACUUCCAUGACCUCCAGAGUGAGAAGAAGUACAGGUCAGGUUUUGCCUAUUGCCACAGCAAGCUGGCCAAUGUGCUUUUUACUCGUGAACUGGCCAAGAAGCUCCAAGGCACAGGGGUCACCACCUAUGCAGUGCACCCAGGCGUCGUCAGCUCUGAGCUGGUCCGGCAUUCCUUCCUGCUGUGUCUGCUCUGGCGGCUCUUCUCCCCUUUUGUCAAGUCAGCACGAGAAGGGGCACAGACCAGUUUGCACUGUGCCCUGGCUGAGGGCCUGGAGCCCCUGAGCGGCAAGUAUUUCAGUGACUGCAAGAGGGCCUGGGUGUCCCCAAGAGCCCGGAAUAAUAAAACAGCUCAGCGCCUGUGGACCGUCAGCUGUGAGCUUCUAGGAAUCCAGUGGGAGUAGAGCUCGUGGAAGAGCCACAGCUUUAUCAGUCUCAGUCUUUGCCAUUAUGAAAGGUGACCAAGGAAAAGAGCAACCCUGAAGCUGGGUGUUGUUGUGAAUCCUGCCCUUUCCUGAUUCUCCUCAUCCUUCUGGAAGCCUUUGCAGACCCAACUCUCUUGUGAGAUUGACUCAUGGCACAAGACAUUCAAAACUACAGAACAUUCUUCUCUAAGACUUGCAGAGUCAACAACUCUCCUGAGAUGGGAGGACAGGGCAGAUCCUAGUCCUUUGGAAUGGCGGAAGAGCCUGGGAAAUCAGGUCAAUUUCUGCACUGAUGCCAGAAACUUCAGCCUGUGUGCUCAGCUGAGGUGACAGGAACAUCAGCAUUACAUAUUCCCAAAAAACAUAGACUCAAACUCUUGACUGAUCUCUUUCCUUUUUGAAAUACUUAACUCAUCUCUGGACCACCUCAGGGUAAUCAUGACUUAUCUUGGCCAAAUUUAUUUCUUUCCUCUGAGCAUCCUAGAGCCAAUGUGUGAAGCUGAAUCCAUUUCUUUCUCAAGUUCUUAAAAGAAGUAAAAACUUUUUUGUAGCUUUAUUGAGAUAUAAUUGUAUAAGUUUAGACCUCAUUCUCAAUCAUGCAGAUUUCUUUUUCUACAGUUUCCUUUGUCUCAAUUUUUAGAUAAAAUAAAGACU